This is a messenger RNA of Arabidopsis lyrata subsp. lyrata, 2780 nucleotides long. RefSeq lists its product as uncharacterized. Bases 124 to 2559 code for a protein of 811 amino acids. The transcript has 7 exons. The record is from RefSeq and is a predicted model, not a curated record. Gene Ontology annotation, molecular function: protein binding. NCBI's taxonomy places the organism in Eukaryota, Viridiplantae, Streptophyta, Magnoliopsida, Brassicales, Brassicaceae.
ACAAUUAAUUGCAUUUUUCGCGUAUAUAAAGAACUACCCUCAGGACUAAACGUUGUUUUAGUUAAAUGUCUAAAACGUCGUCGUAUUAACUCAGUUAUUCGUCGCAUCGAAUCAUCGGAGGUGAUGGAGGCACCGGAGUGCCCGGUGUGUCUACAGUCUUUCGACGGCGAGUCUACAGUCCCGCGUGUACUCGCCUGCGGACACACGGCGUGCGAAGAAUGCUUAACGAAUCUACCCAAGAAGUUUCCGGACACAAUCCGAUGUCCUGCUUGCACCGUUCUCGUCAAGUUUCCUCCUCAAGGACCAUCAGCUCUCCCCAAAAACAUCGAUCUUCUCAGAUUGUUCCCUUCUAUUUCGAAGAUUAAGCUGGAACCUGGUCGGAAUUUUAAAAAAGCCGUUGAAUUUGUCAUUCGAUCAUGGUCCGACGACUUUUACGCCACUUGGAAGGAUCGGAUCCUAGUGCACGACGCCGUUUCCGUGGAAAUUAGGGAGAGUGAAAGUAGUGAUUUUGCUUCAGCUUCGCUUUUAUGCGGAAGUCUGAGGGAUGAUUUGAAGGUGAGUCUUUUACGGGUUGCUUCGUUUGAGCAUGAUGAUUGUGAUUCUGUUCUCAAGUAUAGUUAUGUCCUGAGGAUGAUGAGUUGUCUGUGGGGGAUGAGAGAGGAGGAAAUAGAUGAGCUUGAUGCGAUCAUCUCUGUUAAACUGAGAGGUGUUUCUAAAGUUUUUGGCUUGUGGGGUGAUUUGAAGAAUGGUGUUUUGUAUUUAGUGGGUGAAAAGCUUACUGGGUUUUUGUUGGAGUUUGAUAGCCUCACUGAAGAUGAUACUUCACGUGUAGCGAUAAUUGGUAUGCAAAUAUGUGAGGCACUACUCAAUUUGCAUAAGGAAGGGUUGAUCACAGGCUGUUUGAGUGUUUCUUGUGUGAAGUUUGACGAAUUUGAGAAUGCUUAUGUUGAUUUGAUUGAGUUGAUUGAAACUGGAAGGAAUGUGUAUCGAAUAAUCGCUGAAGAAACUAGCUCUUUUAGCAAACCAGUUGGUGCUUCGGAAAUGGGUUUGAUUUUGGUUAGAUUACUACAAAAGGGGAUUUUUUUGAGCUCAGAGGUGUUGUUUGAAUUGUUGAAAGAACAGAAUAUGUUGAUAAAAGAUUCCGGCUCAAAAUCUUUGGUUUCAUAUAACUCUGAUGUUUGGCCAGUUUGUUUUCUUGUCCUCAAGCUUCGUCUUGGAGAACGGUUUAUGGAGGAGCUUAUUGAAAGUGUAAAUUGUGUGGAUGCAAAAGGGUGUGAAGAGGGUAUUGAGGAUCUCUUGGUGCUAUACACAGGUAUUACGGAGAAACUAAGUUUGGAAUCUGAACUCCAAGGGAAGUUUAAAACGAUGGUUGAAAUUCUUCGCCAAUGUUGCCGUCUUGAUCCUCAGGCACGUCCUGUUUUGACUGAUCUAUGGAAAUGCAUCAGGGAGCUGGUGGUGAAACCUAGGUUCAAUUCUAUGACUGGAUUGCAUAAGACGAUUUCUGGGAAAAGGAAAGAGUUCUGUUUGGCUCGAAGUGAAUUAUGUCGUCUGGUAGAAGUGGAAUCCAAAGAACUGGGCGAAGAGUUGCCUGGAAUGAAAACUGGCGAAGAAGCAGAGGAGGGUAAGGUUGACAUAGAUUUUGCUAGGAGACUCUCAGAAGGAAAGGUGAAAUCUAAAGACAUGCGGGGACACCAAGACUCUGUCACAGGUUUAGCGGUUGGAGGUGGGUUUCUCUUCAGCUCCUCAUAUGAUAGAACUAUCCAUAUAUGGUCUCUGAAGGACUUCUCCCAUGUGCAUACAUUUAAAGGUCAUCAGGAUAAAGUAAUGGCCUUGAUACACAUCGAGGGAACAGAAUCAGUAUGUGUCAGUGGCGACGGUGGAGGAGGUAUCUUUGUCUGGAGCACUACUUUCCCUCUGAAAGAACAGCCACUAAGAAAGUGGUACGAGCCAAAAGACUGGCGAUAUACUGGCAUUCAUGCAUUGGCAUACUCACAAUAUGGGCAUGUGUACACUGGCAGUGGAGAUAACACUAUCAAAGCUUGGUCACUGCAAGAUGGAAGCCUGGUUGGCACUAUGAGUGGUCAUAAAUCUGUAGUCUCAACGCUUGUUGUGGUAAAUGGAGUACUGUACAGUGGAAGUUGGGAUGGUACAGUUCGUUUGUGGAGUCUAAGUGACCACAGUUUGUUGACAGUGUUGGGUGAAGAGACUCCAGGUAUUGUAAGAUCUAUUCUGUCACUAGCUGCAGACGAUCAAACCCUAGUGGCUGCUUAUCAAAACGGAGAUAUACAGAUAUGGAGGGAUGAUACAUUGAUGAAGUCAAUGCAAAUACAGAGUGGGGCAAUCCUCAGCAUUGCCGUGAAUGGUAAAUGGCUAUUCACUGGAGGUUGGGACAAAACUAUCAAUGUACAGGAAUUGUCAGGAGAUGAGAUAUCAGUAGACUGUACUCACGUAGGUUCAAUCCCGGGUUCAUCGGUAAUUACAUCUUUGUUAUAUUGGGAAGGCAAGCUCUUUGCAGGGUUUGCAGAUAAAACCAUUAAGGUAUACUAUUGUGGACUCUAACAAAAACUAGAGUGUGGUCAUCUUGUUCCUGAAGAUUCUUUCUUCCAUAAGUUAGUUUCUUCCGUAGAUGUAUAUGUGUAUUUGAUUAUUUCGUACCAAUCUGUAAUCUGUUUAUAACUUUAUAUAUACGUGAUUUGCAUCUUUCUUAUUUCUCUUAGAACUUUGUUUAUACUGUACGUUGACUUGAGAUCAAAUCAAUACAAGAAGAGAUAAAUUCUUAA